CUUUCUCUUUCUUGUUUCAGCCAAUUUCUUCAAAUGUGUGGCAUUUUUGGUUAUCUCAAUUUUCUUGUCGAAAGAGAUCGUCGUUUCAUCAUUGAUACCCUUAUCCAGGGAAUGGCCAGACAAGAAUAUAGAGGUUAUGACUCUGCAGGUCUGGCUGUUGAUGGUGAUACCGAUGAUGAGACCUAUAUUAUUAAGCAAGCUGGCAAGGUUGCUGCUCUCAAACAGCUGAAUUUCAAACAAAAAAUUGAUUUUAACAAGACUUUCAUCAGCCAUUGUGGAAUUGCUCAUACCCGUUGGGCCACUCAUGGACAACCUUCACAGAUCAACUGUCAUCCUCAUCGAUCGGAUCCCAAGAAUGAGUUUGUUCUUGUGCAUAAUGGAAUCAUUACAAACUUCAAGGAAAUCAAAACUCUUCUACUUAAGAAAAACUAUGUGUUUGAGAGUGACACCGACACAGAAUGUGUGGCCAAACUUACAAAAUAUAUAUAUGACACUCACACUGGACCGCCCAUGACAUUCACAUCUUUGAUUAAGGCUGUUAUUAAGGAAUUGGAGGGUUCGUUUUCCUUUCUCUUUAGAAGCUCUCAUUUCCCUAAUGAGAUUGUCGCUACUCGUCGUGGCUCCCCUUUAUUGAUUGGUGUCAGGACAGCUCAUAAACUCAAAGUUGACUUUGUUGAUGUUGAGUUUGGUGCUGACAAGGAUUUUUUGGCUGCCAAAGAACCUUCUGACUUCUUGGCCUCCGUUGGUCAAUCAGUCUCUCCUACAUUAAACCGCACCCAGUCGAGGGCUUUUUUGACUGAGGAUGGCCUUCCCCAGCCCAUUGAAUUCUUUAUCGCAUCAGACGCAGCUGCAAUUAUUGAGCAUACCAAGCGAGUGCUAUAUCUUGAGGAUAAUGAUAUUGCUCAUAUUUCAGAAGGAAAUCUUCACAUCCACCGUCUGCGUAGAGACGAAGGCGCAACUAGCAUUCGCUCCAUUCAAACCCUUGAAAUUGAACUAGCUGAGAUUAUGAAAGGCUCCUUUGAUCACUUUAUGCAAAAAGAGAUUUAUGAACAGCCUGAGUCUGUUGUCAAUACUAUGCGUGGACGUGUCAAUUUUGAGAAUCACAAGGUGACGCUCGGUGGCCUCCGCGGCUUUCUUCCUAUUAUUCGUCGUGCAAGACGUAUUGUAUUUAUUGCCUGUGGAACAUCUUAUCACAGCUGUCUGGCGACACGCCCGGCCUUUGAGGAAUUGACGGAGAUUCCUACUCAGAUGGACUUGGCUUCUGAUUUUCUUGAUCGUAAGACAGCUGUUUUCCGUGACGAUGUCUGUGUGUUCGUCUCGCAAUCCGGUGAGACUGCAGAUACGAUUCUAGCCAUGCGAUACUGUCUAGAGCGUGGUGCUUUGACAGUGGGUGUAACGAACACAGUCGGAUCCUCCAUUUCUCGUGAGAGUCACUGCGGCGUCCACAUCAACGCGGGUCCUGAGAUUGGUGUUGCUUCUACUAAAGCAUAUACUUCACAGUAUAUUGCUUUGAUUAUGAUGGCACUCCAACUGGCUGAAGAUCGAUCAUCCAUGGCAGCUCGUCGUGAGGAAAUCAUUGAAGGUUUAUUUAGGUUGCCUGAUCAGAUUAAAACCGUGCUUGCUUCAGAUAGCAGUCUUCAACAGUUAGCAUCCAAGACGUUAUCUAGUGAAAAGAGUUUGUUAAUUAUGGGCCGUGGUUACCAAAAUGCUACCUGUCUUGAAGGUGCACUUAAGAUCAAAGAAAUUUCGUAUAUGCACAGCGAAGGUAUUCUGGCUGGUGAACUCAAGCACGGUCCUUUGGCAUUGGUAGACGAGAACAUGCCAGUUAUAUUGAUUAUGACCAAGGACUCGCUAUAUCCCAAGGUACAGAGCGCACUCCAACAGGUCACUGCUCGCAAAGGACAGCCUAUCAUUAUCUGCAACACUGGUGACGCCAACCUUAUCAACGAUUACAAGACAAUACAAGUCCCACUAGCUGUCGAUUGUCUUCAGGGACUUAUUAAUAUUAUUCCUCUUCAGCUCUUGUCGUAUCAUCUAGCAAUCUUGCACGGUGUUGACGUUGACUUUCCUCGUAACCUUGCAAAGUCUGUCACUGUAGAGUAAAAAAGUAGAAAAAAAGUUAGUUACGGCUUGCCAUAUUAGGAAAAAUAGUUUUCUCAAUAAAUCAGUCUUCCAUUCGUCCUAUUCGCAAGUC
Messenger RNA from Phycomyces blakesleeanus NRRL 1555(-), 2194 nucleotides. RefSeq lists its product as hypothetical. Gene Ontology annotation, biological process: fructose 6-phosphate metabolic process; UDP-N-acetylglucosamine metabolic process; protein N-linked glycosylation. Lineage: Eukaryota; Fungi; Mucoromycota; Mucoromycetes; Mucorales; Phycomycetaceae. Gene Ontology annotation, molecular function: carbohydrate derivative binding; L-glutamine:D-fructose-6-phosphate transaminase (isomerizing) activity. The transcript has 7 exons. Bases 34 to 2103 code for a protein of 689 amino acids. The record is from RefSeq and is a predicted model, not a curated record.